CGACUCAGAACUGCUUUGCUGUGCUAAGCGUUGAGAUGUGAGAAUAAUGAAUUUGCCUCUUUAACGGUCCAAACUAACGAUUGUUAAACACCGCUGAUAUUAUAUUUGUUUCGCCUCUGAUGAUUCUUCAAUCUGUACCGCGCAUGAUGACAAUGCUGCUCUGUUUGGAGGACUGGGCUUUGCAGACGCGAAACCAUUGGCUCUCUACAGCAGAGAAUAGCUUCAGUUUCACACCCUGGCCGAUGAGAAAAGAGAAGACGGAGAUGCACGAAUGGGGCAUGGAUUGAGGCAACCUAUUGAUGAGUGUUGUACACAGUUUGUGCCUGGCCGAAGCCAACAUCCAGGGGAAACAGGGGACAGAGUUUCUGUUAUCUACAAAACACGGCCCCUGGUACACCACAGAGUACUGUAUGGAUUUGCAUCACUGUACCCUGGCAAGCCAGACCACAACAUGAGUCUGGCAUUGCACCAUUGACGAAGCUGAAGGUUGUGAGUUGAACCAACAUUUUCUUCCACUAGGAUUGGUACAGUUGGGCUACCAUUGCUGUGCUUAAAAAAAGGUACUGCUCACUUUGACAGCUGAGUGAAGUUGGCAUCAAAGUGGCUUAAGUGAGGUGCCUGAAAGACUUAAGAGAGGUUGGGUAUACGGGGAGUAUGGUCGGCCGGGCAUUAUGGGGCUGCAAAAAUCGUUUUGGCAAGCGCAGCGGCAGGUCAGGGGUGUUGUCUGCUGUCUGCCUGGGCGUCCUGGGGGCGUCCCUUCUGGCUGUUCUCUUCAUCGACUCCAUUGAGCUGUGGGCCACGUCACUGGGCAUGACGGGCUCCGUCAAGACGCCAGCCCAGCCCGCCGGGCUCAUGCCCCAGAGCAUGCCACCCUCUCGGCCCGAGGAAUACCUGCUGAUGCCCAGCCCCCUGGUGUGCCAGCGUGCCAAGCCUUACCUGAUCACCAUGGUGACCACGGCCCCGGCCAAUCAGAAGGCGCGACAGGCCAUCCGGGACACGUGGGGGGGCGAGGUGGAGGUGCGUGGCAAGCGGGUGUUGACUCUCUUCAUGGUGGGUAUACCGGCCAACCCCACCAUGGGAAAGCUGCUGAUAGUGGAGGCCCGGGAGCAUGGGGACCUGGUGCAGGGUCGCUUCCAGGACUCCUAUGGCAACCUCACCCUGAAGACGCUGGCCAUGCUGGGCUGGGUGCGCCGCUUCUGCUCCCAGGCGCGCUUCGUGGCCAAGGUGGACGACGACGUGCUAUUCAACCCGGCAGCCCUGCUCCGCUACCUGGACCACCGGCAGCGGCCCCUGCAGACCGUAGACGGCCAGCCGCCAGACCUCUACCUGGGCCGCGUUCACUUGCACGUGCCACCCGACCGUAACCCCUCCAGCAAGCACUUCAUGCCCACCCAGGCUUACCCGGGGGCCGUGUUCCCCGACUACUGCAGCGGCACUGCCUACGUGCUCUCGCGGCCCGCCCUGCUCAAGCUGUCCCUGGCGGCAACCGCCACCCCUCUGCCUCACCCGCUCCCGCCCGAGGACGUGUUUGUGGGUCUGAGUGCCCACACGGCGGGCAUCGCGCCCACACACUGCCCGCUUUUCUCGGGGGGCCCAGCCGUGCCGUACGGGCGCUGCUGCUACCAGGCCAUGGUGUCGGUGCACCACGUCCUGCCCGCGGAUAUGGUGCGUUACUGGGCAGACGCGCACACCUCUUCCCCCUGCUCUUGGUUGGGCACGCGGGCGUCCCUGGGGGUGUGCAAGGUGCGGGCACUGCUGGGGACGCUCAUUGGGCUCUGACACACAGUAGGUUGUCAAACUAAAUUGAGAGAGUAAAAGUCCUGACAUGUAUUCCUUCUUAGCUUGGCAAGCCAGACAACCAGGCAGACAAAAUAUUUUCAGCCGCUAGGGUUCAUGUAGUUCACUAGGCCAAUUCCUUAUGCCCUUUGGCUGGAAUGUAUUGAGACUUUUAAUUUAUGACGCCGGGAUGCCUCUGGGACACCCCGCUGUCUGAGGGGAAUACAGUAGCACAACAGCCUGGGGUCACAAUGAACCCAAAGCAAAGAGACUGGCCGCACAUGUAGACGGCUUCCAUCACAGCACCUGCACACACAGCUGCACGCUGUAACAGUGCCACGCAGUAUUUAUGAUACACUAUAGAUAGGUUUCCCGUUUACAAACAUUCACGCUGUGAGGAGGGGCAAGAUGCUAAGCUGGCAACCACGUUUUUGAUUGACAGCAAUUUCCAACAAUCAGAGGUUGAAGAGGGACCCCUGGCUGUGCACGCAGACAGGGAUGUUUACAAACGGGAAACCCAUGUAUACAUUAGUGGGCAGGCUGGAUAUAGAAGCUACAAUCUACUGUAGAGCCUAGGGUAUAGGGUCCAGGCUAACAAUAUACUGUCUCAUAUUCAAUCUAGUGUCACAAAUUCACCUUGUUCUUUAUGUGCACUCUAUACAGGUCCAUAUGUGCCACCUACAAUAAUGAACUGCUCUAGCAAAUGAAAAGGUCUACUGUUAGUCCCUCUUCAGCUGCUCUACUUAAGACAAAAGUACACUUGGUGAAAAGUUAUACAACAGAGCAAUUCAGAUCCAUCCUACACACGUUUGCUUUGAGAAAAGUUACACCCAAAUAUAGCACAACACUCCACCAUUGCUGAAGGAAAUACUGUAUGUGGUAUCGGAUUGUAGCUACUGAAUCCAGCUUGUCCAUCCCUGAGGAUAUGUACCUAUCUACAGCAUAUUGCAAAAGUCAAGGUUCACACAAUGGACAUGAUUCCUGUAGCUGAAGCACAAAGCAAGUAGUAGCGCUGAAAAUCAAAAUAUUGCAAUGCAAAUGUAAUGUGCAACUUUUUUAAAGACAUGGUCCAUGUAACAACACGAAGCAUCGUGUACCAACGCUCUGCAGACCCAAUCCCACUGUUUACCCUAACCCAGCACAGUGCAAGUACAUAAGGUUGCAAUGUCGUCACACUGUCCUUAAUUAAAUAAUGUAAUCAUGUGAUAUCAACGUGAUUUUAGUUCUACAGUUAACCAGUCAUGCUUUUUAGAAAUAUUUUUGCAUUGUAACAUUUUUUUGUAUGAAGCCAAAACAGGGUCUACCGAGGUCCAGCAUUGUCAAUGGAGUCUUGCUGUUGUACAUUCACGGUUCCAGAGGACAGAGUUUGAAAAUGAAUCAACUUGUGUUGCAGACAAACAUGAUUGAUAAACAUAAAUGUCCCGUCUUCCUUCCGACUGCACGUCUUACAGAGGUGAUUAUUAUGACUAAUUAGCUCUUCUACCUGGGUUGAGGGGGAUGAGCUGGUACAGUCAAUUGACUGAAACAGGUAUGUGGCAAGACUACUUUCUAUGGCAACUCUAUUUUCUGAACCUGGCUGGGGUAUCUGCCCCUCCUUGUGUGAACUGUAAUGGGUUUAGUGCAGAAAGCUGCACACAAAACUGUGAGAAAAUGUGUCAGGGCAUCAUCUCAGCAGACAUUGAGUCACCAAAAGCCUUUCCUUGUUUGUAGUUCCCUGUAGAUUUGCAGGUGAAAACCUCAACAUGAUUUCAUUGCCCUUUUUAGUGUUAUUGGGAAAGAACACAGGAAAAACAUUAUUGUAUUUUUUUAAGUGACAGGUUUGAUCUAGAUAUUCAGUCAGUAGUGCAUAAAUAUAUUUAUGUUAUGGAUGGCUAUGGAUGCAAAAUGCUUUGCAAGCAUUUACAAGCACUGCGAGCAGCCACUUAAGUAUUCUUUUAAGACCAUUAUGAUGUAGCAGCACUGCUCAGGACAUGAAAUAUUACCACAUUGUAGUAUUUACGAAGUGUAAGAAGUCGAAAUAGAAUUUGCAACCAGUAUUUUUAUGGGGGAUGGGGGUGUUUGUCUUGUUAAUUAGCAUAUUGGCUCCAAAAUAGGCAUAGAAGUGGGUCAUGGAAAUUUGUAUUGUUUCCUUAAGUUAUAUUAUAAUGCACUGUUUUGUUAUAUUUCCUUGCAUAUUUUGUUUUGUUAUAUUUAUUUAUUUUUAUUGUGUGUACAGGGAAAGGAUUGUAGUGGUGUUCAUUUGAUUCUUUCCUUUGAUUAAUGUUCAAUGUGCCUACACAGUGUUUCCUUAUUUACCAAUAAAAGGUUGA
Molecule: messenger RNA, 4085 nt
Organism: Engraulis encrasicolus (European anchovy)
Lineage: Eukaryota; Metazoa; Chordata; Actinopteri; Clupeiformes; Engraulidae
Gene: b3galt4
Product: UDP-Gal:betaGlcNAc beta 1,3-galactosyltransferase, polypeptide 4
Exons: 2
Coding region: 655-1779 (374 amino acids)
Cellular component (GO): Golgi membrane
Molecular function (GO): N-acetyl-beta-D-glucosaminide beta-(1,3)-galactosyltransferase activity
Source: RefSeq, a predicted model, not a curated record